GAAUGAAAAGGGACUAGUUGUUGCUGUAGAUGCUGGAUGGCAAAAACGGGGAAGUGGAAAGACAUAUGAUAGUUUGUCAGGUCAUUGUUCCAUGGUUGGCCCUCUCUCUGGCAAAGUAUUGUCAUAUUCUGUGAGGUCAAAGAAUUGCAGAGUAUGCAGUGUAGCUGAAACAACCAACAAGAAUCCAGCAGCCCAUGAGUGCUCAAAGAACUGGGAGGGAAGUUCAAAGGCCAUGGAGGCAGAUAUGGUUAUUGAGAUGGUAGAAGAUUUACAGAAAAGUAAAGGAAUAACCAUUGACGGAAUCAUAGGAGAUGAGGAUACCACCACAAUAGCAAGAUUAAAAACUAAUGUCAAUGCUAAUAUCAAGAAGUUGUCUGAUAAAAAUCAUCUGAAGAAACUGUUUACAAACUCUUUGUUUACCUUGAAGAAAGAACAUUCAUCUCUAACUUUGUCUGUUAUAAAGUAUAUUCAAAAGUGCUUCAGUUACUCCAUAGCACAGGGAAAAGGAAAUGCUCUUCAAAUCCAAGAAGACCUCUCAUCAAUACCAUACCACAUCUUUGGAGAUCACGAACACUGCUCCGCACGGUGGUGCAAGUUCAUCGACAACCCUAACCUGCGCUACAAGUCUCUUCCACAUGGAAAACCGCUCAAAGAUAGGUUCCUUCAGGAUGAUCUCAAAGAAGUUUUCAGUUCAUAUGCGAGUCAUUCUGAUCGUCUUUCAUGUUUAGGAAGCACGCAAUCAAAUGAGAGUUUUAACAGAAUGGUGUCUGCAAAAGCCCCAAAGACCCAUCAUUACAGCUCCUCUUCAAGCCUCAGAUAUAGAGUUGCUGCGUGUGUAGCUCAGAAAAAUGAAGGUCACAGAUAUCUGAUAAAGGUGAACAAGAAAUUAGGCCUCUCUCCUGGCUACUAUACUCGAAGACAGUGCAUUCUGAGGGAUCUCCAAAGAAAACGACAGAAGGCCAUUUCAAUGACACAGAAAUUUAAAAGGAGAAGGAGAGAAUUGAAAGCCAAGAGAAUUCAAAGUCUUUCUACAAAAGAGACAAGGGAAGGCGUCAGUUAUUUGACAGGAUGUGAUCUCCACCAUGCCUCGGACAUUGAUGAAAUUCCAGCUCCAAAAACAAUUCCAAAGUAUGAUCAUCUUCCUUCAAGUCAGUUGUUAAAUGCUGAAGAGAUCUAUUUCGACUUGGAAACUACUGGACUCGCAAGGGAUUCUCAUAUUGUGCAGUUAUCUGCAGUUAGAAAUGAUGAGGUAUUCAACAAGUACAUCAUUCCAAAAAAACCAAUGACAUCAAAAGCUACAGAAAUAACUGGAAUACAAGUAGUCAACAAUAAAAUGUACCACAAUCAUGAGGAAGUUGAGACAGUCAGCAUUAAAGAUGCUCUGAUCCAGUUUAUGGACUUCAUGAAGAUGUCGGGUCCAGAUGUUGUUCUAGUUGGGCAUAACUCUAAAGUGUUUGACCUUCCUGUGCUCUUCAACAUUUUGAGUAAACUAAACAUUUUGGAGACAUUUUCAUCUGCAGUCACUGGCUUCAUUGAUACAAUUCCUCUUUUCAAAAUGUCACAUCCAAACCUUUCGUCAUACUCGCAGUUACACCUCUUUGCAGAAAUUCUACAAGACAAAUACAGUGCGCAUGACUCAUUACAGGAUGUCAUAGCCUUGAAGAGAUUGGUCGAUCAUACAGGACCCUCCCAUGAAGUCAAAGUUGCUGCAUCCUUCACCUUGAACUCUGCCGUUGCCGUUUUUCAUCACAAGAACACAACAAAGCAUCUAAUGAGUACACUAAGGCCUUUAUUGGACCAAAAGGUAAUUUCGAAUGGAAUGGGAAAUAAGAUUGCCGGCAGUGGACUCUCCUUAUCCCACUUACAACUUGCAUAUCAGAGAAAUGGUAGGGAGGGAGUGCAGGAUGUGCUGUCAGAGAUAGCUGAUAAUAGUGUGCGUGUGACAAAAUCUAAAAAAAUCAUUGAUUCUGUUGCAGAUUAUUUCAGAUCUGAGCAGUAAUGCAGUUAUUUGUUUGUGAA
This is a messenger RNA of Saccostrea echinata, 2019 nucleotides long. RefSeq lists its product as uncharacterized. Gene Ontology annotation, biological process: DNA catabolic process. Gene Ontology annotation, cellular component: cytoplasm. The record is from RefSeq and is a predicted model, not a curated record. Gene Ontology annotation, molecular function: nucleic acid binding; 3'-5'-DNA exonuclease activity. The transcript has 5 exons. NCBI's taxonomy places the organism in Eukaryota, Metazoa, Mollusca, Bivalvia, Ostreida, Ostreidae. The coding region runs from base 92 to 1999 and encodes 635 amino acids.